Molecule: messenger RNA, 2009 nt
Organism: Dioscorea cayenensis subsp. rotundata (Guinea yam)
Lineage: Eukaryota; Viridiplantae; Streptophyta; Magnoliopsida; Dioscoreales; Dioscoreaceae
Product: cyclin-dependent kinase D-1-like
Exons: 7
Coding region: 181-1455 (424 amino acids)
Biological process (GO): protein phosphorylation; positive regulation of transcription by RNA polymerase II
Cellular component (GO): cytoplasm; nucleus; transcription factor TFIIH holo complex
Molecular function (GO): cyclin-dependent protein serine/threonine kinase activity; RNA polymerase II CTD heptapeptide repeat kinase activity; ATP binding
Source: RefSeq, a predicted model, not a curated record
UCUGAAGGGCAGUCAUUGGGUGUUCUCUCCCCCGCUCCAAAGCGAGCACUUCCACUACGCUCGCCGCACGCUUUCCUCUCAAAAUUCGAACUUGCGAGCAGCCAUGGAGGAUCAUCGAAGCCUCGUGGGGUUCCUCUUCUGAAAAUUUAGACGAUUUUUGGGCUCGUUGAGGUUUUGGUGAUGAUGGCGUACCAGGAUCCCAACCCCGCCGCCGCUGCUGAAGAGAAACUGGUCGCUGAACGUUACCUUAAGCGUGAGAUCCUCGGUGAGGGCACUUAUGGUGUCGUCUUCAAGGCCAUCGACACCAAGACUGGAAAAACAGUUGCUAUUAAGAAGAUUCGACUGGGAAAAUACAAGGAAGGUGUUAAUUUUACUGCACUUAGGGAAAUUAAACUUCUCAAAGAGCUCAAGGAUCCAAAUAUAAUUGAGUUAAUCGAUGCCUUUCCGCACAAGGGAAACUUGCAUCUUGUAUUUGAGUUCAUGGAAAGCGACCUGGAAGCUGUCAUUCGAGAUAGAAAUGCUGUUCUUUCUCCUGCUGACGUGAAAUCUUAUCUUCAAAUGACAUUGAAAGGUCUUGCAUUCUGCCAUAAAAAAUGGGUUCUGCACCGGGAUAUGAAACCAAACAAUCUGUUAAUUGGUUCUGAUGGACAGCUUAAGCUUGCAGACUUUGGCUUGGCACGCAUUUUUGGAAGCCCAGAUCGCAAGUUCACUCACCAGGUUUUUGCUAGGUGGUACAGAGCACCUGAACUGUUGUUUGGAACAAAGCAAUACGGUGCUGGAGUUGAUGUGUGGGCAGCAGGAUGCAUAUUUGCUGAACUUCUCCUUAGACGACCUUUUUUACAGGGUUCGAGUGAUAUCGAUCAACUAGGAAAAAUUUUUGCAGCUUUUGGAACUCCAAAGCCAUCUCAAUGGCAUGAUAUGGUUUACCUUCCAGAUUACGUUGAGUACCAGUUUGUUCCUGCCCCUCCACUUCGUUCCCUUUUCCCCAUGGCCAGUGAUGAUGCUCUCGAUCUGUUGUCAAAGAUGUUCACCUAUGAUCCAAAAACAAGGAUAUCUGCACAGCAGGCUCUUGAGCAUAGAUAUUUUACAACAGUACCAGCACCUACAAAGCCCGCACUUCUUCCUAGGCCCAUUCGGAAGGGGGAAUCAGCAAUUCAGAGAGCAACCGAUGUCAUGCCACAGGACGGUCCGGUUGUUUUAUCCCCACCGAGGAAGUCAAGGAGGGUCAUGGGAUUUGAAGGAAAUGCACAUCAUUUAGGAAAAGUCGGUGAGCAAGUUUGGGAUGGAAAACUUAUGGGUGAGCCUAGCAAUCAAAGUGGAGAGAUGCCAAUGUCGGUGGACUUGGGAGCCAUUUUUGGGUCAAGGCCUGCCCCAAGACCAACCCUCAACAGUGCUGACCGAUCACAUUUGAAGAGAAAGCUCGAGCUUGAUCUUGAAUCUGAAUAUCAUCAGUGAUGAUGCCUGAUUAUUAACAUUUUGAUUUGUGGUGACCUGGAGAAACGCUCGUCCUAUAUAUUUCAGACGUUUAAUAAGAAUUCAAGUAUGCAAUAUAUAGUGCUUGGGAGCCGGAAAAACCUAAUCCUUUUUCAAUCUAGUUUAUAUUCAGGCGUGGAGCUUCAUCAGAUAUACAGUUCUCUUCGGCUUUCUUGUGCACCAAAGAGUCAAAGUUUUCUCUAUGCUCACGUCUCUAAUUCGAUUUGAUCAAAUUUUUAUCAAGAAUCGCUACAAAUUGGCUUAUUUUUUCAUGGAUACAGUUGAUUCUUUAGGUUUUCUCCUUUCUGUUUUAAUCCGUCUCCAAGUUAGAGCAGUUUGUAUCCUGUGAGGCUUCACAGCUUUGGGUAUUUCAAGAACUGCAAUCUGGCAUACUGUGUUUAGUGUUUUGGCAACCAUAUUUUGGAUAAUUGAUGUUGAAGCUGUGCUUAAUGUAUGAUAAAUACAUUCAUUCUGAUGUCAUUUAUAUUUGCGGACAUAUUGUAUUCUAACAAUACUCUAUGCUUGUAUUUGAUUAA